Molecule: messenger RNA, 651 nt
Organism: Porites evermanni
Lineage: Eukaryota; Metazoa; Cnidaria; Anthozoa; Scleractinia; Poritidae
Source: the annotation of a GenBank genome assembly
AUGUCUCUGUUACGCGCCAGGCCAAAUUUGUCAUUCAAGAGAAAGACAUCCUCCCUUGAAAAGGCAGAAAAACACAUGAAAUUUACUGUAGCCUUUUUUGGAGAUUCUGGCGUCGGUAAAAGUUCGAUCAUUCGAAAUCUUGUAGGUGAAGGUUACAUUCAAGAGCAUAUACCAACUGUGGAGGAAUUUUAUGCAACGCAAAUGAUCUACAGGAACAAGACCUAUGAAUUUGACAUCAUUGAUUCAUCUGGAUCGUACGAGUUUCCUGCUAUGAGAAGAAUAGCGAUUCAAAAAGCCGAUGCAGUGGUUCUGGUGUAUUCCGUAGACAGACCUAAAUCGUUUACAAAGCUCGAAAUAUACUUGGAUGAGAUCCAAAAAUGCUGUGCUGACAGUAAUCGUAGGAUUCCCGUUAUCAUAGUCUCUAACAAAGCCGACCUCCCAAAUUUGUCCGAACCAACGUUUGCUGAUGCGCGCGGUAUUGAAAUCAGCGCCUGUGAUUACCUAGAGUCACUCUGGGAGUGUCAGUGGCUUUCUACUUCGGCGAGAUUUAACCUGAACAUAGCUGCCAUAUUUUACAAACUUCUAGAAAAGCUGUGCCCUGAGAAAAAGAUACGUCACAGAAGUACUAUUUUAAAGAACAAAUUUCGCUGA